GUUCAGCUUUAAGGGGGAGUCUCCAGCCUUCCUCACCAAUCUUUAGGAUCUGACUGGAGAAAUACCAAAGGAUCCUUCUCCUUCCCCUGCUCCUUCUCUGUCCAGCCUCCUGGGCCAGCCCCUGAGCAGACCAAAGACGGGCAGAGCAGUUGCAAGGUGCUGCGAGGGAGAUGCGGCGCUGAGGAGCGGGCUCGGCCCGGGCUCCGCCGCGGGGCUGACGGGCGCGUUCUGAACGCGGAGCGGUCUGGAUGAACGCGGCGGAGGCGAAGUUGGAAACGACAUGAAUGCCUCGGUUCUCGCCCCCCUGGGAAAUGUUUCCGGUCGCCUGAAUUUCUCGGAGAUGAACUCGCAGAUCUUGCAGUUUGAGGACGAAGAUUGCCACGUGCCUUUGGCCAUGGUCUUCACUUUGGCCUUGGCUUAUGGGACUGUGAUAAUUCUGGGCGUCUCUGGGAAUCUGGCUUUGAUUGUCAUUAUUUUAAAACAAAAGGAGAUGCGCAAUGUUACCAACAUCCUCAUUGUCAACCUGUCGUUUUCUGAUCUCCUAGUGACCAUCAUGUGUCUUCCUUUUACCUUUGUGUACACUUUAAUGGACCACUGGAUUUUUGGGGAGGCCAUGUGCAAGUUGAACCCUUUUGUGCAGUGUGCCUCCAUCACCGUCUCGGUCUUUUCUUUAGUCCUUAUUGCUGUUGAGCGCCAUCAGCUGAUCAUCAAUCCCCGCGGCUGGAGGCCGAACAACAGACAUGCCUACAUGGGGAUUGCCGCCAUAUGGAUUUUAGCCACAGCUUCCUCUUUGCCUUUCCUGAUCUACCACGUAUUAACAGAUGAGCCCUUCAGAAACGUAACCUUCGAUGAAUACAAGGACAAAUAUGUGUGCUUGGACCUGUUCCCCAUGGACACUGCCAGGCUUUCUUACACCACAACGCUUUUGGUGAUUCAAUACUUUGGACCACUUUGUUUUAUAUUUAUUUGCUACCUGAAGAUAUACAUACGGUUAAAAAAAAGGAACAACAUGAUGGACAAGAUGAGAGACAGAGUUACUGUUACUGGGAUGAAAUGCACCAUCUGUUCUGAGCCUGUGAACCAUGUAAAUUCUCCUGGAGAACUAUGUCCAGAAUCCAGAGGGAGAUGAGACUGUUUGCUGUCUGGAUAAGGUGUGAUUCCAUCCUCACAGGUGACAGAGAAAUUCAGGUCUGGUAUUAAAAAUGUAAGAUUGAGCUGCCUGAGUAUUUUCAUAGUAAUAAGUGUCAAUCUAUAUAAAUUAUGUAUAGCCUCAUAAUACUUUGUGCUCAGAUGCAAUGGCAUAAACCUGGAUAAUCUCCAAGACAAAGGGUGGUUUAAUCAAGACCUGCAAAAUUUAAAAGAAGGAUAUGAAUAUAGUUUGGGUAUAAUUGGUGUGUUUAGCUUCCAAACUCACAGUUCCCACAGUCGGUGGAAGUGUGGAAACAUUUGCCAAAUAUACACAAUAGACCUCUGUUACUGCUUAAAAUAUAUAUCUUCAAAUUAUGAAAAAUAUUCAUGGCUAGAUCCCAGUUGAGGGAAACCAUAUAACUUGACUGCUGUAAAUGAAACUACAACAGUAUCAGCCAGCUGAGGUUCUGUGUCAUACAGUGUACUUUGCUAUAUCAUCACUGUCUUUUUGAAUAAUCAGCUUUUUAAAAUACAAUAUAGACCCUACUUUCUUUCAGCAAGGUCACUUUAAAUCAUUCUGGCAGACAAGGGGGUCUUUUAAAUGGAAAUAAAUGUAAAUGCAACAUAAAUGGAAAUCUGAUGUGAUAUGUUUCUAAACAAAAAUAUCUUAGGAUGUUAUGGUGAAUUUAAUAUAUUCUAAAUUUGACAUGGAUAAAUGCCUAAGAAAUUAAAAUUGUUUGGGUUGUCAGUAUUUAAAAGUGAAACACCGUGCCUUGUGCUGUCUUAAACAUAGUGUAGAAUAUUGAAGUAGCAAUGUGUUCUUGUGCAUUAUAAUUCCAUGUACUUCUCUACUGGAAGAUAAUUUAAUUUAAAAAGAGUUUUCUGUGCUUGAGAACAGAGGCAGAAUGUAGAAAAUUAAUUAUAAGACAGAAGGUUCUUUCAGAGCUUUGGCCUUUUACAUUUUAUGAGAUUUCCUUUUUCUUUGUGCUUCUCUAUGGAAUGUGUUGUUAGUAUCUUGACAAGGGUUUCCCAAAAUUAUUUGUCUCUCACUUUGCAACAAUAUUCCUAUUUCAAGGGAAGUGUAUUUUCACAAUGAGAUACAAUGUACAAAAACAGCCAUGGGAGUUUUUUUCUUAAGAAUGUCACAGUGGGUUUUUCCCAUUACAAAAAGUCACUAUGAAUUUUAUGGCUUUUUUCCUCAUUUUUUUUCUUUUUUAAAAAGAACUUUCUUUCAAUGUAGUACAGAAAGAAAAUUCACUCACUUGAGAAACUUUCCAGUUAGUUUGCUGGAAAUUUUUGACCAAGCUGAAUUAGGUGCUUAUACAAAAUAGGUGUGGAGGAACUUUAGAGAAGCUUGCUAGUGCUCAGGGACCUGUCCCAGGUGUGUCCUAAAAUUUGGAGUUCUCCAGUGGAAUAGCAAUGUAAUUAUUCCUCUGUCAACAUUUCUCCUGCUUGAGGUACAGUCUCAAAUCACGCAGGCCAUCUGGCACUUUGUCAUACUAUCUCCUGAGAAUGCAUGUCAGGUGUUCUUUGCCCAGCAGCACCUGACAAACAGGGCAAACUGUAAAUGGGAGCAUUCCUCCUGCUCAUCCUUGCUAAGAUCAGGAGCCAUUUUUCCUCUGCACUGCUGUCCUAGGAUCAGGAUUCUUAUGUUUCCUCACUUCCCUGCAGGAAACCUUUCUGAGCCUCUGCUAAGGAUGCAGGUUAAUGCCUUGUCACACAAAUAGCACAGGGCACAUUGCCCAUAAUGACAGUGGAAAUGAACACAGUGUAAAGACUGUUCUGCAGGAAAAUGCAUUUGGAGAAUUUCAGAGGCAAAAUCAUGGCUCUUCUGAAGCAUUUGUUAUGAGGACAGAGAUAAAAGUAGUAUCUCUGAGGUGCUGACCUAACAUCUGCAGGGCGUAGCUCAGAUCUACUGAGAGCAGUACUUUUGUCUUUGGUUUCAUGACUUGAUGCUGGAGUUCUCCAAAGCUUUCCCCUCCCAACAGGCAGCUACAAUACUGAUGCUCUUUUUCAUUUUCAGAGUUCCAGCAUGGCCUCUCCUCUAUAUGCUAAAUUUCUUUACAGGAUAAGCUGACAGGUUUCACGUUUCACUAUAAUUUUUCAAUCAUUCUGAGUUGAUAUUUAUUUCUUCUAUGUGCUGUUUUGUCAAACGUCCCACACUUCAGCACAUUUUGGUUCCUGUCUCUAAAGCCUGAAGAUCCCUUUUAUUCUUUCAGACUUGUAGAAAAGUUUUACUGACAGAAAAA
This is a messenger RNA of Hirundo rustica (Barn swallow), 3377 nucleotides long. It is a transcript of the gene NPY1R, whose product is annotated as neuropeptide Y receptor Y1. Gene Ontology annotation, molecular function: neuropeptide Y receptor activity; neuropeptide binding. Gene Ontology annotation, biological process: G protein-coupled receptor signaling pathway. Bases 281 to 1129 code for a protein of 282 amino acids. Gene Ontology annotation, cellular component: plasma membrane; neuron projection. The transcript is spliced from 4 exons. The record is from RefSeq and is a predicted model, not a curated record. Lineage: Eukaryota; Metazoa; Chordata; Aves; Passeriformes; Hirundinidae.